AUGCCGCAACAGUUCUUAUUCGUCAAUAAGGACGCUGCCAGCGCCUCGCUGACCCGCAGCGAUGCCGCCGAACAGACCUCCAUCAACUCUUACGUCCAGCGUGGCCGUCGACACCGGCGCUCUGCCACCAGCGCCAGCCGCGCGGGAACCAGGGCGAGGAAGGACGCGGCUCGAGGAAACCCUGCUGCAGCUUCGUCGUCCACGGAUCCUGUCCUCGAUGACUCGUCGCCGUCUCUCGUAUCGGUAAAGAGUGAGCCCGGUCCAGAUGCUGCCGGCAUCCAGAUCUCGUUACCUUCGCGACUGUCUCCGCGCGCCAAGUCGGCCGAGAUAACGACACGCGAAACUCCUGAGCCCAAAACCCCGGCUCGCAAAAAGCCCUCCAAGCUGCGAAAGCCGAAGUCGGCAGCGAAGACGACUGGUGAGGAGACGACCGAUGAGAACAAAGCAAUCGUCAUGCUGAAUUCUCCGCGCACCGUGGCAUCUCCUCAGGAUAUCAGUCAGCUCACUUCGACCUCUCUCGACCCUUUUGGCCAGUCGGUCGUCAAGCUCGACCCACAUGUCGCAAGGCUUUGUCGCUAUUUCUGCGAAAGCUUCCAUCCCAGUGUGUGGCAUGCAGAGAGCUGGGCGUCUCGGGAGGGUUCAUACACUUACCAAACUACCGCCGUGGAGGUCGUUCGAAGAGCCAUGCAAAGCGAAGUCGAAAUGAAUGCAAUGCUGGCCUGCAUGGCCGCCAGAAUUGAGAAUGUGGACUUGGUCCCGGGGCAGGGAACGGACAAGUACAUGGCCAACGCUCUGAAGGCAGUGCGGCGACGCUUCAGCUCUGCUCCAAAACAACAAUUGCUCCUGAUCGUCUUUCACCUCUAUGCAGCGGAUGCCUAUCGACAAAACUAUCAAGCCGCGAAGAUACAUAUGCAGGCGGCAAAAGCACUGUUCGAUUCUUGGGGCGGCCUACACCACGUGCCAGACCCAGCGUUGAAAGAACUCUUCAUCAUAGGAGACGGGCAUAUGUCCGCCGUUCUUCUGGAGCCGUGCAGUUUACCAUGUGAAUACGAUCCUGGGCCUUACUGGGCUGUCACGCCACCUGAGCUUCAGCUUGCUCCCCAAGAAAACUUGAGCCGCUCUGCGCCAGCUCUGCAGCGACUAUGUCUUCAUGGCUACUUCCCGGAGGAAUUGGUGCAGAUCAUACAAGAGACGGCGGAAUGUUCGUGGGUCUUGCAUCAUGCACCACUGGGAGCACCGGAGGCGUCAAAGCACGCCGCGAGAUGGCUCCAGUGGCGACACGCAGCUGUUCGAUACCGACUUCUGGCCCUCGAAUAUUCAGGAUCUAGCCUCGACGCUGUCCGUGUCGGGCUGCUGAUGUGGAUAUUGACGUCUAUGGUGAUACUUGGGCUAAAGCGAUUAGGAGGCCUGAUUGCACCAAAACUGCGAAAGAUCUUCUGGUCGGUCGACGAACCACAUGCCCAGUGGGAAGGGUUAAUCCAGCUCAAGACAUGGGUGCUGACGAUCGGCGCCAUGUGCUCCAUGGUUGGCAGUGAGGAUGAAAGGUGGUUCGUCGAACAGCUUUUUGAGAUUGGAUUUGUCGAGCAUAUCCGACGGUUCCAGGAGACGCAGCCAGAUUUCGACACGCUGGAUGUGCUAAAGAACUUUCAAGAGAAGUUUUUCUACUAUGAUGCUAUCCAACGGCUACGGCUUGAAAGAUUGGCUCGUCUCCUCAGUGGAGGACUGAGCGAGACCCCGAGCUCAGCUUCGCAGAGCAGUCCCAGUGAUCUAUCGCGGAAAUCAGGAUCUCCCGCCUGA
Molecule: messenger RNA, 1797 nt
Organism: Fonsecaea erecta
Lineage: Eukaryota; Fungi; Ascomycota; Eurotiomycetes; Chaetothyriales; Herpotrichiellaceae
Exons: 1
Coding region: 1-1797 (598 amino acids)
Source: RefSeq, a predicted model, not a curated record